Messenger RNA from Paramecium primaurelia, 1173 nucleotides. The record is from the annotation of a GenBank genome assembly. Lineage: Eukaryota; Ciliophora; Oligohymenophorea; Peniculida; Parameciidae.
UAAUUCUUAAUGUCUAAUCAAUAUGUCAUAGUGCCAUAAAAUUACCGAAGUGACAGUAUGGUAAGUAUCUCACCUGCUGACAAACGAUACUUUGAAUAAGCUCAAGCUAAAUAAAAGUCACCUCCUUAAUAAAUGAUGUUUGGAGGAUACUCACCAUCACCAAGUCUUCAAAAAAGUUUGAGUACACAAUUAUCAGAAUAAAGUAUUGAUGAUGUAUAAUAUAUGUUCAAAUUUAUCAGUUUAGUAGGAUGUAAAAAGAUUCAGAUACUGAGUUAGUGGUCCAAUAUAUACUUUAAUUAAGAGAUGCAGAUAAAAGAGAAUAAGCAUUAUCAGAAUUAUCAAAAAAAAGAGAAAGUUUUCCUCAUUUGGCACCACUCUUAUGGCACUCUGUUGGUACCAUAGCUAUAUUGUAAUAUAUUUAAACUUAAAUAUUUAAGUCUAUAAGAAAUAGCAGUUGUAUAUCAACAUUUACAACCAGCCUAACUAACACCAGCUUAAUCAUCUAGAAUCUGUAGUGUUUUGGGAUUACUUCAAUGUCUUGCUCUACAUGUAUAAACAAGAUCUUGUUUCUUAAGAGGUAAUAUUAAAUUUAAAUAUAGCUCAUAUUCCAUUAUUUUUAUAUCCAUUUCUAAACACUAGUAAUAAGAGCAAAGCUUUUGAAAACUUAAGAGUUACAAGUUUGGGUGUGAUAGGUGCUUUGGUGAAAGUAAUAAUAUUUUUUUAAUUUUUAAAGGGUGAUGAUCCAGAGGCAAUUAAUUUUUUAAUGCAAACUGAAAUCAUUCCACUUUGUUUGAGAAUCAUGAAAAAAGGAUAAGAACUUUCUAGAACAGUUGCUACCUUUAUUGUUUAGAAGAUUCUUCUCGAUGACAAUGGUCUUAAUUAUAUCUGUUAAACUCCUGAAAGAUUUUUUGCAGUAAGCUAAGUCUUACAAACCAUGAUAGAUGAUUUACAUUAAUCUUAAAAAGAUGAUUAAAGAUUAUUGAGACAUAUAAUUAGAUGUUAUCUAAGAUUAUCUGAAAACCAAAAGUAAUUAUUUUAUUUUAUUUUAGAGCUGGAGAAGUUCUUAAAAAAUAUUUGCCAUAAGUAUUAAAAGAUCCAACUUAAUCUUUUAUUAAAGAUGAAGUUGUAAAAAAGUGGCAUAAUAAUUUGCUUCAAAAUCUUUCGAUCAAAUGA